Messenger RNA from Scatophagus argus, 1554 nucleotides. RefSeq names its product dehydrogenase/reductase (SDR family) member 1 (gene dhrs1). The coding region runs from base 159 to 1091 and encodes 310 amino acids. The record is from RefSeq and is a predicted model, not a curated record. The transcript has 9 exons. Lineage: Eukaryota; Metazoa; Chordata; Actinopteri; Scatophagidae.
AUAGUGUAAUAGCUCGAGGCACCGUACGGUGUGAUCUCAGAACAUUUCCAUGCAUCAGACGUGACAUAUAAACUGAUACGUUUCCUUGUCCUUGUCAGAGGAACUACUGCACUAUUUCGAGACCUACAAACCAGAUCCAGCGAUUUCCGUGGAAUAAGAUGUCUUUGUCUGGCUGGGUGUGUGUAGUAACAGGUGCCUCCAGAGGUAUUGGCAGAGGAAUAGCUCUCCAGCUGUCUGAGGCUGGAGCCACCGUCUACAUCACAGGGCGCCAGGAGAAGACUCUGAAACAAACUGCUGCACAGGUAAAGGAGAGGGGUGGAAACUGUGUGCCAGUUAUCUGUGAUUCUACAAAAGAUGAAGACAUUGAAGAGCUGUUUGAGCAGAUCAAACGUGAACAGAAUGGCAGGCUGGAUAUCUUGGUUAAUAAUGCUUAUGCUGGAGUGCAGGCCAUCUUCGAGAGUAUGGGGAGGAAGUUCUGGGAAACUGAUCCGUCCAUUUGGGAUUCCAUCAACAACACAGGCCUCAGGGGCCAUUAUUACUUUUCAGUUUAUGCAUCCCGGUUGAUGGUGGCUCAAGGUCGGGGUUUGAUAGUCACAAUUUCUUCUAUGGGCGGGCUUCGCUACCUCUUCAAUGUGCCUUAUGGUGUUGGUAAAGCCGCAUGUGACAGGCUGGCAGCAGACAUGGCUGUUGAACUGAAAAGUAGGGGGGUGACUUCUGUCAGCCUGUGGCCAGGAGCGGUACAAACAGAGUUGGUGUCUCAGUUCAUCUUGGAGAAAGAUACACCUCAAGGUGUAAAUUCUAAGUUUAAAAACGUGUUUGCCAAUGGAGAAACCACAGAACUGAGUGGGAAGUGCAUUGUCAGCCUGGCAAAAGAUAAAAAUCUGAUGUCGCUGACUGGGAAAGUACUCAUGACCUGUGACCUGGCAAGACGCUAUGGUAUACAAGAUAUUGAUGGAAGGAGUGUUGCUGAUUACACUUCCCUAAAAUUCCUCCUGACUCAGGUCCCAUAUCUCUCCUGGUUGUCAGCAGUUGUCCCUUCAUUCCUACGCCUGCCACGCUUUGUGCUCACGCUGGCAAGCAGCCGAUUCUAAACAUUCCCUUUGUCAGGACUGAAGUGGCAGCGUCAUACUGUUUCUCAUCUAUAUUAUCUGAAUUCCAGCUAAAAUUGCUGCUGUUAUGUCAGUGGUUUCAGGUGAAAUCCAUUACCUGUGGCUUACGGGAACCUGAAACAAUUUAAACUGACAGUGAUACUUUUUGAAGGAGGAUUGUUAAAGUUACUGUAAAUAUGUAGCCAUUCUUUCUAGAGUAAUAAGUGAAUGCCAUUCUAUGAAGUUUGAGGUAAACAUCUCUCUAUCUAUAUCUUUUUGAAGUAAACUUAACAUUAACACUAAUGUCAGUUGUGGGUGAAGCCACACAAUGUGAAAAUGUUGUGCAAUUUCUUAAACAGUAAACUAAAUCAUAGUUAUCUACAGACAAAUAGAUACACUCAGAAUUACAGCUACUUCACUGGCAAACUAAGUAACGACUGGUUAAAUAAAGGAAAUUUUAACUUGC